AUGCGAUACCGGUACCGGUUAUCGGUAUACAAACUUCGUACCGGUACCGGUCGUUCAUUCAUUUCUGUAACGUUUAAAGAUGGUGCAGGUUUUAAAAAGAGUGUUCACUGUGGAAUACAUCCGGCGCUCUUACCUGAGACAGUUUUCUCGUCCGAGACAAUUCAAUUGGAAACAAAGUUGUACCAAGGUCCGUUACAUGGCGGUAGCUAUUUUUUACAAGCUAAAUUUGCACACGGCCUCAAUGAAUCAACAAUUUGGUCAAUUAAUGUCUUAGCUGAAGACAAUGGAAAGAAUUUUAUUCCAAUCAGCUAUGCAGCAAGUUUACCACCUGCUCUUUCCAUACUUUCUACUCCUGAUGUAGUGGGCACACGUUUCUUUCUUUAUUCAAGAUCGAAUCGAAACGUACAAAUAGAAAUUAAACGUGGUUCACUCAAACUAUGGGAUCCUUCUAAACGGACAAAAUUUGUCAUCCAUGGUAUGAUCGAAAAUUAUAAUGCGACAUGGUAUGAGGAUCUAAGAAAUGUUUGGUUAGAUGUUGAAGACUGUAAUUUAAUAUUCGUUGACUGGUCAAAUACAAACAAAUUUCCGUAUACGAAAGCUACGGCUAAUACACAAAUUGUCGGUACUGAGGUUGCACUUCUAGUAAAUUAUAUCAUCGAACAACAUGAUAUAAAAGCCAAAGAUAUUCACAUUGUCGGUCAUAGUUUGGGUGCCCAUGCAGCGGGAACGGCUGGAUCAAAAAUAGCCGGUUUAGGAAGAAUAACAGGUCUGGAUCCGGCUGGUCCGUACUUUGAGAAUACUGAUCCUCGUGUGCGUUUGGAUUCAACCGAUGCGUUGUUCGUCGAUGUUAUUCAUACUGAUGGACAAGCACAUGUUCAAUUAGGAUUAGGUUUGAUACAGCCCAUUGGACAUGUUGAUUUUUAUCCAAAUGGUGGAAAGGAACAGCCAAAAUGUCCUCGAAUGACAGGAAAAAUUUGGCAAACAAUUUUAAAUGCAUUCAAUACCGAAGAACAUCAAUAUCAGAUAACCGUUAAAUCGGGCAGUGAGUUUACUCAAACACUUGGAAAAGUGACAAUUACAUUGAAUGGAAGUUUAAGAUCUAUCAGUCUUGUCUUCGAUGAGUACGUUGUCAAGUUUAUUGAAUGUUAUUACCAUUAA
This is a messenger RNA of Didymodactylos carnosus, 1158 nucleotides long. Lineage: Eukaryota; Metazoa; Rotifera; Eurotatoria; Philodinida; Philodinidae. The record is from the annotation of a GenBank genome assembly.